AUGGCUAAGCAUCAAGGGUUCACUUGUGGUGUGCCUAGGUUGCAUGUGACUGUGUUAACUCAGAAUCCAUGGGAAAUCACAAGGAUUGAAUUCGAGCGCCUUGAUAUAGAAUCAAGCCGUGAAUGGCUAUUCCUCUCAGACAACAUAAGACCUGGAGCGAUUUGA
Messenger RNA from Arabis nemorensis, 165 nucleotides. NCBI's taxonomy places the organism in Eukaryota, Viridiplantae, Streptophyta, Magnoliopsida, Brassicales, Brassicaceae. The record is from the annotation of a GenBank genome assembly.